AUGUUCCGUGUCCUGCGCGGCAGUGCGAUGUCCAAAGCUGACAAGGAGGGUCGCGAACCAACUGCGGAGUACAUGGUCAAACACAUGUCGGGUGAACCGGGGUUUAGCCGCACACACAUUGUGCGACAGCUUUCUGAGGAGUUUGGGGACGACACGGAGGAGAAGUUGGAGGCUUUUGAGCGAAGGAGUGCAAUGUCGGGCACGGAACUGACCUUCAUCGAGUCCAUGAGCAGGGGCUUGAACGCAGUGGGCCCGCGCCUCGACUCGAAGUACUUCAAAGCUUGA
This is a messenger RNA of Sparassis crispa, 285 nucleotides long. RefSeq lists its product as hypothetical. The record is from RefSeq and is a predicted model, not a curated record. Lineage: Eukaryota; Fungi; Basidiomycota; Agaricomycetes; Polyporales; Sparassidaceae. The transcript has a single exon. Bases 1 to 285 code for a protein of 94 amino acids.